AUGCUCUUGCAGGCCAAUUGCGAGAAGAUAUUAGAUGCCACUGCCACUGUCAAAGACACUAUUGUAAAGUCUGUCUUUUGCUGUGAUUCGCUCAACAACUUUCUUGCUCCCGGCUUGGCGACGGGCAUGUGGGGCAUCACACUUGAAGGAAAGCUCAUGCCACGUGAUGUUGCAACACAUUGGAACUCCAUGUACGAGAUGCUGGUUUUCACAUUAGAGUAUCAGGAACCCAUUGAUCGCAUAACGAGUGAUAAAAGCCUCAAGCAGGCUAAAAGAUAUGAAUUGGAUGACAAUGAGUGGAAAAUUGUUGCUGACCUCAUUGUGGUCCUCUCUCAAUACAAGAAGGCUACCUUGUUCUUCUCUCAGGACUCAGCAACUAUCACAGCUGUGAUACCAGCAAUGGACAAACUCAAUAGCAAGCUCAAUCAACAGACAAAGGAGCCAUAUCACCCUGCAGUUAUAUCAGCUAUGCACCUUGCGAAGAACAAGAUAGAUUGCUACUGGAAGAUUACAGAUCUCUCCAAUGUAUACCGCAUUGCCAUGGGCCGCUCUAGGCUUUUGGUGGUGUUCUGCCGUGUCAUUGUUGCCAACUCUUGGAAGGACUCCACCCUCACAGUUUACCAACUCGGUGUGAACUGUUUUCUGGCUUUCUGCUCGGCCAAUAACAUCCACAGCUUCUUCACUCUCCCUGCCAAUAAAUUCCUUCUCUGUGCCUUUGCCGCCUUCAAGGCUGGCUCACGCUCUAGCAGUGCCAUUGCCAACAACAUGUCUGGUAUCCGGGCCUGGCACAUCCUCAAUGGGGUCCCUUACCAAGAGGGCAUCCGCCUUGCCUAUACUAUCCGUGGUGCCCACCGGGCCACCCCUUCAGACUCAAAACGGCCUGCCUGUCUUCCUGUCACCAUUGACAUGCUCAUCCUUCUGCACUCCCACCUCUCACCCUCCAACCCUCUCAAUGCUGCUUAUCUAGCAGCGGCAGACUGCACUACAGUCUACCUGGGGCCAAGCUCACCUAGGCGAGUUUCUGCCUGUUUCUCAGGCCAAGUUCUUGCCUUGCCACUUCCCUACAGUGGCAAACCUGCAUCCAAUAUCCACCACUGGUCGCUCUCACAUGCUCUUCCUCCCUUGGUCCAAAUUGCAUGUGAGCAUGGUGAGGAUGUAUUCCUGGGUUGCCAACAUGCACCCUCUGACCCGAUUGCCUCACUUGACAAUCAUUUGUCAGUCAACUGCCUCCUCCCAUGCUCGCACCUUUUUGCCUACCAAGGCCCAUCUGGGACUCUUGUGCCCCUCACAAAAUAG
This is a messenger RNA of Suillus plorans, 1296 nucleotides long. RefSeq lists its product as uncharacterized. Bases 1 to 1296 code for a protein of 431 amino acids. The record is from RefSeq and is a predicted model, not a curated record. NCBI's taxonomy places the organism in Eukaryota, Fungi, Basidiomycota, Agaricomycetes, Boletales, Suillaceae. The transcript is spliced from 5 exons.